AUGUCGCGCGGGCGCGUCAUGGCCCGACUCGCCCUCGACGCGAUCGACGCCAACGUCGGCGCGCGCGCGGGCGCGGCGUCGGCGUCGGAGAAGGAUGGGGAUGGUGCGAAUUUGAAUUCAAAACGACGCCAGGCGAACGAUUCGAACGUGUCGUCGACGAAGCGGACGAAGGGCGAGGCGGACGCGAGCGACGGAGCGGCGUCGAGGGAGAACGCGCGUGAUGCAGCGUCGCGCGCGCGGGCGUCGGCGUCGGCGUCGGAGGGAGGGCGAGCGGGGACGAUGACGGAUGGACGGGCGCUUCCGAUGAAAUUCAGACGGGCGCUCGACGCGUGCGAGUCGACGUUGUUCGUCGCGCGAUUUAUGCGCGCGAGAGGGAUCCUGGCGAACGCAGAUGCGGUGUGUGCGAACGUUGAGCGGGCGACUGGGUCUAGGUGCACGCUUGAGACGCUGCGGUUGGUUGCGGCGUUGAGCGGCGGCGGCGUGCGGUUGCGAGCGAGAGGGUCGAGGACGGACGCGAGGCGGGUGCGCGUGGAGGUGGAUUUCGGCGACGGUGAUGAAGCGAAUGGUGAUGUGACGGGGCUAGCGGCGAUGAAAGCGCGCGUCGAAGAGAUUCGCGUUCGGAUGAUCGAGACGGUGGCAAAAGUGCACGGUUCGGACGCGAGCGGAGCGACGAUGGAGACGUGGCGAGACGAUUUCGAUCUCGAGAGCGUCGAACUUCCGGAGUUGGCGGAGAUCGAGCUCGAGGAUGAGGAAGAGCAACGCAGAGUGGAGCCGAGACUUUUGUCGUCGUCGAGCGCACCCAUCUUGGGUGAGUCAAAGGAGCGCGUGAGUGAGGGCGAGCUCAUUCGAACGAUGUCGGAUUUGGGUCCUGAGUGUAAGGGACUUUCUAAGAGCGCGAUCCAGGCCGUACUCGAGCGUCAGGCCGUGGUGGACGCGUACAACUCCCCAGUCGCCGUCGCCGAUCGCGAGCGCCGCAGAUUGUACGGUCGACUGCCGCAAGUCUUUGAUGCGGUGCGUUCAACGUUCGCCGCCGGGAAGCGCCGUGUCAUGGAGCUUAAUCUCCUCCUCGACGAGCUUGCUCGCACGAACGCGCGGGCACCGGUGUCGAACGAUGAGUUGAUCGAUUCUAUACGCAUUCUCACGCGAACGUGCCCAGAAUGGUGCGCCAUCGCGCCAUCACGAAGUGGCGACGAGGAACUCUUCCGCAUCGUCAAUCGAGACCCCGGAGUGGCGCGAGACGCCCGCGCGCGCGUCUCCGCGCUCUGCCGAGACGCCGCAAAGUAA
Molecule: messenger RNA, 1284 nt
Organism: Ostreococcus tauri
Lineage: Eukaryota; Viridiplantae; Chlorophyta; Mamiellophyceae; Mamiellales; Bathycoccaceae
Product: unnamed product
Exons: 1
Coding region: 1-1284 (427 amino acids)
Biological process (GO): regulation of DNA-templated DNA replication initiation; DNA replication checkpoint signaling; DNA replication preinitiation complex assembly
Cellular component (GO): nucleus
Molecular function (GO): DNA binding; DNA polymerase binding
Source: RefSeq, a predicted model, not a curated record